Messenger RNA from Oxyura jamaicensis (ruddy duck), 4042 nucleotides. RefSeq names its product zinc finger RANBP2-type containing 1 (gene ZRANB1). Bases 218 to 2344 code for a protein of 708 amino acids. Gene Ontology annotation, molecular function: cysteine-type deubiquitinase activity; K63-linked polyubiquitin modification-dependent protein binding. Gene Ontology annotation, cellular component: cytoplasm; nucleus. The transcript is spliced from 11 exons. The record is from RefSeq and is a predicted model, not a curated record. Gene Ontology annotation, biological process: cytoskeleton organization; positive regulation of Wnt signaling pathway; protein K33-linked deubiquitination. Lineage: Eukaryota; Metazoa; Chordata; Aves; Anseriformes; Anatidae.
CGAGAGGAGGGAGCCCGGGUGACCCGCGCCUCACGACCCCGCCGUCACGAUCCCAGCCUGCGGCAGGACCCAGCCUGCUGAGGAAUAGUUAUCUGCUUAGUGUCAUCCUUCAUAUUUGGCAAUCUGAGGAAAAGGUCUGAGCCAGCAUGAAGACGGACUCUCCUCUUCAUUAGAGAAAAACUUUCUGCCUGACGCAGUUCAUUUCAAGAAGUGCACGAUGACAGAGCGUGGAAUUAAAUGGGCUUGUGAGUAUUGUACGUACGAAAAUUGGCCAUCUGCAAUCAAAUGUACCAUGUGCCGUGCUCAGAGACCUAGUGGAACAAUUAUCACGGAAGAUCCAUUUAAAAGUGGUUCAAGUGAUAUUGGUCGAGACUGGGAUCCUACAAGCACCGAAGGAGGGAGUAGUCCUUUGAUAUGUCCAGAUUCUAGUGCAAGACCAAGGGUUAAAUCAUCAUACAGUAUGGAAAGUGCAAAUAAAUGGUCGUGCCACAUGUGCACGUACUUGAACUGGCCAAGAGCAAUAAGAUGUACUCAGUGCUUGUCUCAACGUAGGACCAGGAGUCCCACGGAGUCCCCUCAGUCUUCAGGGUCUGGUUCGAGACCAGUUCCUUUUUCUGUUGACCCGUGUGAGGAAUAUAAUGACAGAAAUAAACUGAACACAAGGGCUCAGCACUGGACUUGUUCUGUUUGUACAUACGAAAACUGGGCGAAGGCCAGGAAAUGCGUGGUGUGUGAUCACCCCAGACCUAACAACAUCGAAGCAAUAGAACUGGCAGACACAGACGAGGCUUCUUCAAUCAUAAACGAGCAAGACAGAGCUCGGUGGAGGGGGAGCUGUAGUAGUGGGAAUAGCCAAAGAAGAUCUCCGCCUACAACCAAACGCGAAUCCGAUGUGAAAAUGGACUUCCAAAGAAUUGAAUUGGCUGGAGCUGUCGGCAGCAAGGAAGAACUUGAAGUUGACUUCAAAAAACUAAAGCAAAUAAAAAAUAGAAUGAAAAAGACUGACUGGCUGUUUCUAAAUGCUUGCGUGGGAGUUGUAGAAGGUGAUUUAGCUGCUGUUGAAGCUUACAAGUCAUCAGGAGGAGACAUUGCCCGCCAGCUUACUGCAGAUGAAGUACGCCUGCUAAAUCGUCCUUCUGCUUUUGAUGUCGGGUACACGCUUGUGCAUCUGGCGAUACGCUUCCAGAGACAAGACAUGCUAGCGAUUUUGCUCACGGAGGUGUCACAGCAUGCAGCCAAGUGCAUUCCUGCCAUGGUGUGUCCAGAGGUCACAGAACAAAUUCGUCGCGAAAUUGCUGCAUCUCUUCAUCAACGGAAGGGAGACUUCGCUUGCUAUUUUCUGACUGACCUUGUAACGUUUACGUUACCUGCAGAUAUUGAAGACUUACCGCCCACAGUCCAAGAGAAGUUAUUUGAUGAAGUACUUGAUAGAGAUGUUCAGAAAGAGCUAGAAGAGGAAUCUCCCAUCAUUAACUGGUCGCUGGAACUGGGCACCCGCUUGGACAGCAGGUUAUAUGCACUUUGGAAUCGGACUGCAGGGGACUGCCUGCUUGAUUCAGUACUACAAGCUACUUGGGGCAUUUAUGACAAAGAUUCAGUGCUGCGGAAAGCUCUUCACGACAGUUUACACGACUGCUCACAUUGGUUCUAUACACGCUGGAAAGAAUGGGAAUCGUGGUAUUCCCAAAGCUUUGGUUUACAUUUCUCGUUGCGUGAGGAACAGUGGCAGGAAGAUUGGGCAUUCAUACUCUCUCUUGCAAGCCAGCCUGGAGCGAGUUUGGAGCAGACACACAUUUUUGUACUUGCACAUAUCCUUAGAAGACCAAUUAUAGUUUAUGGAGUAAAAUAUUUUAAGAGUUUCCGAGGAGAAACAUUAGGAUAUACCCGGUUUCAAGGUGUGUAUUUGCCUUUGUUGUGGGAACAGAGCUUCUGCUGGAAGAGUCCCAUUGCUCUGGGCUACACGAGGGGCCAUUUCUCCGCUCUGGUUGCCAUGGAGAACGACGGGUAUGGCAAUCGAGGUGCUGGUGCUAACCUCAACACUGAUGACGAUGUCACCGUUACCUUUCUGCCCUUGGUGGACAGCGAGAGGAAACUAUUGCACAUUCACUUCCUUUCUGCUCAAGAGAUAGGUAACGAGGAGCAGCAAGAAAAGCUGCUUCGGGAGUGGCUGGACUGCUGCGUGACGGAAGGAGGGGUUCUCGUUGCGAUGCAGAAGAGCUCUCGGCGGCGCAACCACCCUCUCGUCACCCAGAUGGUGGAGAAGUGGCUCGAUCGCUACCGCCAGAUCCGCCCGUGUACGUCCCUUUCCGAUGGCGAGGAAGACGAGGAUGACGACGAUGAAUGAUGGUGGAAUGUGGGAAGGAAGUUACCAGCACGUAGUGUCUGACCUGGAGUUAGGGUUGUGCUGUAGCUGUUCGUUGUGGAACGACCUAAUUCUAGAAGAAACAUGCUGCAAGGGAUUUUUCUAACCAGCAUGGGGAGAGUCUAGAAGCUCAUCUGCUGCGUGGAGAGCACAAAAUGGGCUGGACUACAGUUUGUAUAAAAACAAAGAAAAAGAAACAAAACAGCUAAUUUUAUUAUCAAGACAGGAAAAAAACACAAACACUUUUCUUUCUGAUUGUAAAUCUGUCUAUAAAUGUACCGCAUGUGGUUGUGUAAGAGGUUGUGUAAUAGGAAGAGUAUACCAGCAUCUUAAUUAUUGCAAAGAAAUUUUUCAAAUAAGGGCACUUACGAAAGCACACGUUAGGUGGAUUUCUCUUCCCUCUGAGAUUCUUUCCCAGUAGAACAUGGGAUUCUACAUCACCUUCAGAUACUCUGACCCAGUUCUGUGAAAGGCCCUUUGAUGUGAAAUCUCACUAGUGCCCAGGUCAGGUGGUGAGGUUCUUUUUGUUUGCACAAAAUAUCCACAGCAAGUCAUAAGCAAAAACACACUCGUUAUUUACUAAUUCUUCAGUUACUGCUGUGCCCACGAAAUAAAAUGGAAACACUAUGAAACAAACUGGAAGAGAAGGUAAAUUGUUCAUUGCGUGAAGUGAUUUGUUUCCUGAAAAAGUUCUUUGGUCUUUUUUUUCCUUCCUUUAAUAGUUACUAGAUUCCCUGCAAUAUACUUCAGAAUAUUUAUUCAGAGAAGUGACCUAAAAUAUAUGGAUUCUUUUCCCAGUGAGCAGAUACGAAACCAAAUUGUGUGAAAUUUGCCAACUCGGACACGAUCGAUAAUUUUGUAUCGUCAAAACUUCUGUCUUGCUGUGAUACAAACGAUAUCAUUGCAUCAUUUACUCUUUCACCUUAAACAUUGCUGCAAAUGAAAAAAAAAAAACACAUCUUUUUAAAGGGUUACUCCUUGGUCAUCACAUCUAGUGAGAAUACACUCGGCAGUUCUGAUUGAAAAGAAGAAACUAUGCUAAAGUUGUUUGUAAAAGCACUGUUAUAUAUUUCUCAGUAUGUAAGCCUGGGAAUUUCUUGCAUGUUGAUUGAUGUGGCCAUACUUAAACUUAUGUAAGUUCCUAAGAUUGUAAGUUCAGAGUAUAUUCUCCAGUAGAAAUUUUAUUAUAUUUGAUAACUUUAGCCAUGUAACCUGUAAUGGAUAAAGUUUAUCUAAAAACCUCACUGAAACACUAAAGGUUAACGCCAGUUUUUACGUAUGCAGUGCAAUUCAGGUUUUCUUGAAAAGCACUUUGGAUGGUGUGGUGGUGAAAUAAGGAAUUCUUGCAGUAGCUGAAAUCGUUUUAAUUAGAAUUUGGAACGAAGCCCCAUAGCACAUAUUUGUAUGUAGUUGAGAGCUAUGGAAACCCGGAGGAACUUGCUGCUUUUUUUCUUCCAAAUGCUGCUUAGGUGGUGUUGAAAUGUGCACAACUCCUACAGAAACUUGGUGACGACACCAAAAGUCUCGAAAUAAUGAAGUACUGUAUUAACUUAGCAAUUUGCCCAUCACAGAUUUCAUGGAGGUUUAUUAUGAGAUGUCUUCACGUUUUUUGGCCAUUUUAUCUCCUCUGAUUGGUGCAUGCGCAAACUUUCAGGUAAAAGAGUGCAUGUUUAUCUGCAA